Molecule: messenger RNA, 4033 nt
Organism: Eubalaena glacialis (North Atlantic right whale)
Lineage: Eukaryota; Metazoa; Chordata; Mammalia; Artiodactyla; Balaenidae
Gene: TRPS1
Product: transcriptional repressor GATA binding 1
Exons: 6
Coding region: 25-3906 (1293 amino acids)
Biological process (GO): regulation of transcription by RNA polymerase II
Cellular component (GO): nucleus
Molecular function (GO): zinc ion binding; RNA polymerase II transcription regulatory region sequence-specific DNA binding; DNA-binding transcription factor activity
Source: RefSeq, a predicted model, not a curated record
UGUAAAAAAGCACUCUAAAGCCACAUGCCUUAUGAAGUCAAUGCUGGGUAUGAUUUUACAAAUAUGGUCCGGAAAAAGAACCCCCCUCUGAGAAACAUUGCUAGUGAAGGCGAGGGCCAGACCCUGGAGCCUGUCGGUACAGAAAGCAAGGGAUCUGGAAAGAACAAAGAAUUUUCUGUAGAUCAGAUGUCAGAAAAUACGGAUCAGAGUGAUGCUGCAGAACUAAAUAAUAAGGAGGAACAUAGCUUGCAUGUCCAAGAUCCGUCUUCUAGCAGUAAGAAGGACUUAAAAAGCUCAAUCCUGAGUGAGAAGGCUGGCUUCAAUUAUGAAAGCCCCAGUAAGGGAGGAAACCUUCCCUCCUAUCCACAUGAUGAGGUGACAGAGAGAAAUAUGUUGGCUUUCUCAUCUCCAGCUGCUGGGGGAGUCUGUGAGCCCUUGAAGUCUCCUCAAAGAGCAGAGGCAGAUGACCCUCAAGAUAUGGCCUGCACCCCAUCAGGGGACUCCUUGGAGACAAAGGAAGAUCAGAAGAUGUCACCGAAGGCUACGGAGGAAACAGGGCAAGCGCAGAGUGGUCAAGCCAAUUGUCAAGGCUCAAGCCCAGUUUCAGUGGCCUCAAAAAACCCACAAGUGCCUUCAGAUGGGGGUGUAAGACUGAAUAAAUCGAAAACCGACUUACUGGUAAAUGACAACCCAGACCCGGCACCUCUGUCUCCAGAGCUUCAGGACUUUAAAUGCAAUAUCUGUGGAUAUGGUUACUAUGGCAACGACCCCACAGAUCUGAUUAAGCACUUCCGAAAGUAUCACUUAGGACUGCAUAACCGCACCAGGCAGGAUGCUGAGCUGGACAGCAAAAUCUUGGCCCUUCAUAACAUGGUGCAGUUCAGCCAUUCCAAAGACUUCCAGAAAGUCAACCGUUCCGUACUUUCUGGUGUGCUGCAGGAUAUCAAUUCCUCAAGGCCUGUUUUACUAAAUGGGACCUAUGAUGUACAGGUCACUUCAGGCGGGACAUUCAUUGGCAUUGGACGGAAAACACCAGAUUGCCAAGGAAACACCAAGUACUUCCGCUGUAAAUUCUGCAAUUUCACUUAUAUGGGCAACUCAUCAACGGAACUAGAACAACAUUUUCUUCAGACUCACCCGAACAAAAUAAAAGCUUCUCUCCCCUCCUCUGAGGGUGCAAAACCUUCGGAGAAGAACUCUAACAAAUCCAUCCCUGCACUUCGGUCCAGUGAUUCCGGAGACUUGGGAAAGUGGCAGGACAAGAUCACAGUCAAGGCAGGAGAUGACACUCCUGUUGGUUACUCGGUGCCCAUCAAACCCCUUGAUUCAAGACAAAAUGGUACAGAGGCCACCAGUUACUACUGGUGUAAAUUUUGUAGUUUCAGCUGCGAGUCAUCGAGCUCACUUAAGCUGCUAGAACAUUAUGGCAAGCAGCAUGGAGGAGCACAGUCAGGUGGCCUUAACCCAGAAUUGAAUGACAAGCUGUCCAGGGGCUCUGUCAUUAAUCAGAAUGAUCUAGCCAAAAGCGCAGAAGGGGAGCCAAUGACCAAGGCAGACAAGGGCUCUAGUGGGGCGAAGAAGAAGGACUUCUCCAGCAAGGGAGCAGAGGAUAAUAUGGUCACGAGCUACAAUUGUCAGUUCUGCGACUUCAGAUAUUCCAAAAGCCAUGGCCCCGACGUUAUUGUAGUGGGGCCACUUCUCCGUCAUUAUCAACAGCUCCAUAACAUUCAUAAGUGUACCAUUAAACACUGUCCAUUCUGUCCCAGAGGACUUUGCAGCCCAGAAAAGCACCUUGGAGAAAUUACUUAUCCAUUUGCUUGCAGAAAAAGUAAUUGCUCCCACUGUGCGCUCUUGCUUUUGCACUUGUCUCCGGGGGCGGCCGGAAGCUCAAGAGUCAAACACCAGUGCCACCAGUGCUCCUUCUCCACCCCCGACGUGGAUGUGCUCCUCUUUCAUUACGAGAGCGUGCAUGAGUCCCAAGCAUCGGACGUCAAACAAGAAGGCAAUCACCUGCAAGGAUCGGAUGGGCAGCCGGCUGUCAAGGAAAGCAAAGAACACUCAUGUACCAAAUGUGAUUUCAUUACCCAGGUGGAAGAAGAGAUUUCCCGACACUACAGGAGAGCACACAGCUGCUACAAAUGCCGUCAAUGCAGUUUUACAGCUGCCGAGACUCAGUCACUACUGGAGCACUUCAACACUGUUCACUGCCAGGAACAGGACAGCACUACAGCCAACGGCGAAGAGGACGGGCAUGCCGUAUCCACCAUCAAGGAGGAGCCCAAGAUUGACCUCAAGGUCUACAGUCUGCUCAAUCCAGACUCUAAAAUGGGAGAGCCGGUUGCUGAGAGUGUGGUGAAGAGGGAGAAGCUAGAAGAGAAGGACGGGCUGAAAGAAAAAGCUUGGGCUGAGAGUUCAAGUGAUGACCUUCGCAACGUGACUUGGAGAGGGGCGGACAUCCUACGGGGCAGUCCAUCCUAUACCCAAGCAAGCCUGGGGCUUCUGACCCCUGUGUCCGGCCCCCAAGAGCAGACAAAGACUUUAAGGGAUAGCCCCAACGUAGAGGCUGCCCACCUGGCGCGCCCUAUUUAUGGCUUGGCUGUGGAGACCAAGGGCUUCCUGCAGGGGGUGCCUGCAGGCGGAGAGAAGGCUGGCGCCCUCACCCAGCAGUAUCCUGCAUCUGGAGAAAACAAGUCCAAGGAUGAAUCCCAGUCCCUGUUACGGAGGCGUAGAGGCUCGGGUGUUUUUUGUGCCAAUUGCUUGACCACAAAGACCUCUCUCUGGCGAAAGAAUGCAAAUGGCGGAUAUGUAUGCAAUGCGUGUGGCCUCUACCAGAAGCUUCACUCGACUCCCAGGCCUUUAAACAUCAUUAAACAAAACAAUGGUGAGCAGAUUAUUAGGAGAAGAACAAGAAAGCGCCUUAACCCAGAGGCACUUCAGGCCGAGCAGCUCAACAAACAACAGAGGGCCGGCAGUGAAGAGCAAGUCAACGGCAGCCCCUUAGAGAGGCGGUCAGAAGAUCACUUAACUGAAGGUCACCAGAGAGAAAUUCCGCUCCCCAGCCUGAGUAAAUACGAAGCCCAGGGUUCAUUGACUAAAAGCCAUUCUGCUCAGCAGCCAGUCAUGGUCAGCCAAACUCUGGAUAUUCACAAAAGGAUGCAACCUUUGCACAUUCAGAUAAAAAGUCCUCAGGAAAGUACUGGAGACCCAGGAAAUAGUUCAUCCGUAUCUGAAGGGAAAGGAAGUUCUGAGAGAGGCAGUCCCAUAGAAAAGUACAUGAGACCCGCGAAGCACCCAAAUUAUUCACCACCAGGCAGCCCUAUUGAAAAGUACCAGUACCCCCUUUUUGGACUUCCCUUUGUACAUAAUGACUUCCAGAGUGAAGCUGAUUGGCUGCGGUUCUGGAGUAAAUAUAAGCUCUCCGUUCCUGGGAAUCCGCACUACUUGAGUCACGUGCCUGGCCUACCAAAUCCUUGCCAAAACUAUGUGCCUUACCCCACCUUCAAUCUGCCUCCUCACUUUUCAGCUGUUGGAUCAGACAAUGACAUUCCUCUAGAUUUGGCGAUCAAGCAUUCCAGACCUGGGCCAACUGCAAACGGUGCCUCCAAGGAGAAAACGAAGGCACCAUCAAAUGUAAAAAAUGAAGGUCCCUUGAAUGUAGUAAAAACAGAGAAAGUUGAUAGAAGUACUCAAGAUGAACUUUCAACAAAAUGUGUGCACUGUGGCAUUGUCUUUCUGGAUGAAGUGAUGUAUGCUUUGCAUAUGAGUUGCCAUGGUGACAGUGGACCUUUCCAGUGCAGCAUAUGCCAGCAUCUUUGCACGGACAAAUAUGACUUCACAACUCAUAUCCAGAGGGGCCUGCAUAGGAACAAUGCACAAGUGGAAAAAAAUGGAAAACCUAAAGAGUAAAACCUUAGCACUUAGCACAAUUAAAUAGAAAUAGGUUUUCUUGAUGGGAAUUCAAUAGCUUGUAAUGUCUUAUGAAGACCUAUUUAAAAAAAAAUACUUCAUAGAGCCUGCCUUAUCCAACAUGAAA